AUGCCCUCUACUACCCAUCAGUGUACAGGCUGUCAGUGUAAUGGAGGAAAUUGUACCUUCAAUGUGACGACUGGAAAGUGUCAGUGCCAGUGCCAAGAUUAUGUCUUUGGGCAUCAAUGUUCACUUGGACAAAACGAGACAACAGUAAACAUUGAUACUGGAUCAAUUCCAACUCGAAAAGCAAGUUUUUCUUUGAAAAUCGAUACUGACUACCUGGCUGAAUUUGAGGAUUUAGAGUCAUCUCAAUCACAAGACUUGAUCAAGAAAUUGGAAAAACAGCUGGAAGUCCUGUGCAAACAAGCAGAACCACAAGCCUAUAAAACUGUAAAAGUCACAAAGUUAUCGAGCGGAAGUGUUGUGGCUGACAGUGAGGUAGAAUACACCUAUCCCAAUGAUGAAAAUAAAAUUCAGUUCCUAAACACUCAGCUUGAAGAGGUGCUGACUGAAAUCUUGACUAACACAAGCAACAUAAACAUGAUUUCUGAGGCCUUUGGUUAUAAAACUGUGGAGUUAAAAAACGUCAGUGUUCCGAAACCUCAAAUUGAGAAUAUUACAGGCCUGGAACCAUACCUGAACUGCUCUGGGUUUGCAAACUACACCGCUGAAAUAGCCAAUGGUCAGUGGCAGUGUGUAGGACCUUGCAAAACAAACCCUGACUACUGCUAUCAAAAAGGAGAAUGCCAAAAUGACAUUUACAAAGGACCAGUCUGCAGGUGA
Molecule: messenger RNA, 717 nt
Organism: Salarias fasciatus (jewelled blenny)
Lineage: Eukaryota; Metazoa; Chordata; Actinopteri; Blenniiformes; Blenniidae
Exons: 5
Coding region: 1-717 (238 amino acids)
Source: RefSeq, a predicted model, not a curated record